Molecule: messenger RNA, 6531 nt
Organism: Musca domestica (house fly)
Lineage: Eukaryota; Metazoa; Arthropoda; Insecta; Diptera; Muscidae
Gene: Sik3
Exons: 10
Coding region: 804-5249 (1481 amino acids)
Biological process (GO): intracellular signal transduction; microtubule cytoskeleton organization; protein phosphorylation
Cellular component (GO): cytoplasm
Molecular function (GO): ATP binding; protein serine/threonine kinase activity; tau-protein kinase activity
Source: RefSeq, a predicted model, not a curated record
UGAGGUCCCUUCACGCGUUCGUUCAGUUGACAUCGUUGUUUUACGAUUAUUUCAUUUAUUCAGUAAAAAUUAAAAAUAUUAAUAUUAUUAAAUGAUUAGAAAAUUUAUCCGUCGUAAAUAAUGUUACUGCUUCGCGAUAAAACGGUGUUGCUUGCGAUAUAAUUGUAAAAAUGGAAUCGAGUGGCAUGCAAUCAUAAAGUCUGUCGAAGAUACAAGCGCAGACAAGUGUGUGAGUGGGCAAAAUCUAUGAAAAAGAAAAAAUCGAUUGCAAAAUUAACAAAAUAAAAUUUGUAAAUAAGAAACUUAUUUAAGACUUGGAGAUAUUCCAAUGAAAAUCAUACAUGUUCGUAAAACUGCACUGGAAUUUGUAGCCUCAGCACGUCAUGAGGUGUCGAGUUGAAGGGUUUUAAAUACGGAAAAAUAUCCAGAGAAUUGAAAUAUGGCUGCAUGCAGUUCCGUAAAAAUUGGACUAUGCUUUGAAAUGCAAAAAAACAUUGAAUGUUUAUGGCAAUUACGAAAACAAAGGAAACUUUUUUGCACAUAAGAAAAACUAGACAGACUUGUGCUAAGGAUUUUUAAACGCAUUGCCUUCUGCCGUAAAAUCCGCUGAAGUAUAUGAUAUUUGCCAAUAAGAACAAUUAGCGCAAUUAUGUGCUGAUGAAAUACACUAACGAAGAAGUAAAGGCGCGGUAGGUAGUGGGCAGCGCCCAAUGAUAAUGUGGCGAUAAUACGAUCAGCAGAUUAAGUAAAAAAAUCGCACAAACAUCACAUCAUUUUAAGAAGUACAUUUUCAUAGCUCCAAGAUGUCAACGACACAAAGUUACAAAAUGCCCUCCACUAGCAAAAUAUCUUUGGACAAGCUGUUAAGAGUUGGAUGUUACGAUUUGGAAAAAACAAUUGGAAAAGGAAACUUUGCAGUUGUUAAGCUAGCAUCCAACAUUGUCACCAAAACAAAGGUCGCUAUAAAAAUAAUAGACAAAACUUGUCUCAAUGAGGAGUACCUGGCAAAGACUUACCGAGAAAUAUCUAUUUUAAAAACGCUUAGACACCAACACAUAACACGUCUAUACGAAGUAAUGCAAUCGGAAACCAUGAUAUAUUUGGUAACGGAGUAUGCUGCUAACGGGGAGAUUUUUGAUCAUCUUGUCGAUAAUGGACGAAUGAAGGAGCCCGAGGCGGCAAGAGUUUUUUCGCAGUUAGUCUCGGCGGUUCAUUACUGCCAUCGCAAGGGAGUGGUCCAUCGUGACCUUAAGGCAGAGAACGUGUUGCUUGACAAGGAUAUGAACAUCAAGCUGGCUGAUUUCGGAUUUAGCAAUCAUUACGAAGAUGGUAGUCCCCUUACUACAUGGUGUGGGUCGCCCCCGUAUGCUGCGCCGGAAGUUUUUCAGGGCCUAGAAUAUGACGGACCCAAAGCAGAUAUCUGGAGUUUAGGAGUAGUGCUCUAUGCAAUGGUGUGCGGGGCGUUGCCAUUCGACGGAAAAACGUUAUUAGAAUUGAAAAGUCGAGUGGUAACUGGCAAAUUUCGCAUUCCAUAUUUUAUGUCCCAGGAUUGUGAAAACCUCAUACGCAACAUGUUGGUGGUGGAACCCGAGAAACGUUAUACCAUCAAACAAGUGAUGAAGCACCGCUGGGUGAGCGAAUGGAUGAACGAAGUUGAACGGGAUUGUUCGCAAACACCACUUCUGAGUUCCGACGUUCCAUCCAGUGGACAAACUACAUCGGUACCGAACUUAGACACAGUUGUUGUAUCUCAUAUGUUGCAGUUGUCCGGAUUGACAGCAGAUAAAAUCGCCCAAUCUGUUCACGAGAACCGUUUCGAUAAUAUCUACGCCAUAUAUUAUUUAUUGUAUGACAAAUUGGAGCAGAAACGACGUGAGCAUCAGAAAAUACAGCAGCACGCAAAUAGAGCCAGGUUAGUUUACAUAAAUUCCUAUUUUGCCGCAAUAUUAGAUUGUACAUUUGACAGGUCUCGAACCAGCAUUACGACUGGAAUGGUAGAUCGAUCUGAACCUCUGCAACAAGAUUCAUUGGACCGUUUAAGCCCUCUUGUAAAUACAAACGCGGCCCAACCCGAAUCGACGUACCCGUGGACCGAUAUUAAUGUUGAAUUGGAAAAGUUUAGUAGUGACAUUGAAUUGGAACGCAUGAAAGGACCAAACGAGAAUUUACACCAAAAUCAACUAUGCACAACACCUUCCACAAGCCAAGGCAAUGGCAACACAAGGCGACACACGGUGGGGCCAGGCGAUGUUGCUCACGAACACGCCCUUCAGGAUACAAAUGUUAUAGCCUUGAACUUUAAAUAUGAACCUUCGAAAGACGAACAACAAUCUUAUCCAUAUCCACCCAUCAAUUUGCCGACCUUGCAAAACCAACCUCUACAUUAUCUGACCACAAAAGAUCAGCAUUUGUUGAAACCACCGUUGGUAAUGGGAGCAACCGGUUCCUUCAACCGACGAGCUUCAGAUGGCGGAGCCAACUUGCCUUACAGUUUUACAACUGGUCACCAGUCUUCUACUGUAGACAGGCCUUCCGAACAAAACGAAACAUUUUUUAUGCACCCAAACACGGGAACCAACAAUGAACUAAUUCCUACUGCCAGUGCCGCUAACAGAAUCCCUACAGAAACCGCCAGCAUAAAUCUUGAUGAAAAACCCGAAGAAAUUCAAAGGUACAUGCAAAUGAGGGGAAAGCGCCAUACGGUCGGUUGUACCGAAGAUUUAUCGCUUAGCCAUCAUUCGGGAGACCAAUGUGGCAUUAAUUCCAAACUCCAAACACCGGCCGGAAUACCAAAUGCCACUGGAGUUAGCACCGGCAUGCGAACCAGACGCACAGGUCUACUUACUGUGACAGAACGACCGCCGGUCAUAAGUCCGGAGCUUAUUCGUGAGGUCGAAUCUCGCAUGAAUCGUAAUUAUAUGCCUCCAGCUUUAAAAAUGCAAUGCAAUUAUUCGGGUGGAUUUAGUUUAUCUCCACCUUCCGUUGUGAAUUCUUCAUUCAAUAGUUCGACUAAUAAUUGUAACUACCCUGUCGCGAGCACUUCAGUCCUUGGAAGUACAACAACAAUGCCCAUAAACCCCACAGCAACCGCAAGUUCGGCGACUGUUUCCUAUAACAAUAGACGCAUUUAUAACAAGUCUGGGAAAUUACCACCCGUUCAAGAAGUUGGUCGAUAUAGUCCUGUACGUCGAGCAUCCGAGGGAUCGAAGACACAAUUUCAAGGACCAUUGCAAGAAUGUCAGUAUCUUCAGAAGGGAAUUGCACAGCGCAACUUUUUGGCAGCACCCAGCCCCCCACUUUUGGAAAACUCAAUAAGUUUACCAGGUUCUCCAAUACAUGGGAAAAAUUCUGGUUUCAACAAUGUUUUUCGUCGCACUGGAACACCGUCGACAUUGGCCUCACAUGACAUCGAAAUCCCAUCAGAGGCUCUUAAAACCGUUGUGCCGAUAUUAGACCAGUUAAUUAAAGAGCAGAGGAUCAGUAUGGAGAUAGCAAGUAAUAUAAUAUCCACUAGGCAAGUUCCUUUAGAUAUGGCUCAACUCUUGGGGUUAGCAGCACAUGGAAACAGUUCUUCAGAGGGUUUCGGAGCUCAUCCCCAGCUGCAGCAGGUGCAUAGUUCCAGUACAUCUCCGCUCUCAAUGUCAACUUUGAAUAGUUUCGGCGAACAAACGAACAGUCCAUUGAAAGAAAGUGGUAUUUGCAUAACAACCAGCGGUCCAAUAAUGCAACAGAAUAGCUCGUCCCAAUAUUACCAAAAUGUUGCUGGUAAUAACAUGAAUUUAGCUGGAAGCUUGCAUAUGAACGCCAUCUUAGGUUCCUGUUACGCACAACCGUUUUCAAUAGCGCUGAAAAGCAGUGGUAAUUUUAGCGGCACGUCCUUGGCAAAUGCUGGAAUGCCGGGUGCAAGUAGUGGGACUACAACAGGCGGCGGUGGUUCAUCGCCAUUACAUCAAAUCACGAAGGGUAUUUCGUAUUUAACAACGGGAGGUGGCGGCUCAAUAACCCGAGGAACGUCUGCGGCCAGCGAAAUAGCUGCUGCAGCAUUGCAACCCCUGGAUUUGUCUAUGGAUGUCGGUUCGUCAGAUGAUUCGCAAACACCUGUAGGUUCGUAUGUGUCGCAGAACUGGUUUCUGCCACCAUCAACAUAUUACGAUAUGAAACCUUUGAAUUUAUCGCCUGCUCAGCCUAUAAGGGUGGUCACAACACCUCCAACAUCACCAAAUUUAUGUAUAAUACAAGAAGAAAAUGCCACAACCCAAAUGGGUCACACAAUAACAACUGGAACGCCAUACGCGGGAUGCACUGGUGGUAUAACUCCUACUCCAUCUUCUGGAACGUUAUCGUCCGCAGAAGAGGUAGUAUCGCCAGGACAGCAACCAUCACAUCCCCAGAUUUGUCUGACCGAUGUUCAGGGCAGCGAAAUAACAUUAGUUGCACAAUCUUCUCAAUUUAGUAACGAAAACAGUUCGGAUUCGUCUGAACACCAUGUCAUUUCAUUAAUGUCGCUUCAAGACCUAAUGAUAACAGAAACAUCGAAUGACAUGCCAACGAUAGCCCGUGGGAAUGUGGUUAAAACUAUGACCCUAGAGACGGAACCAAACGUGCCGACUGCAACGUCGGUGGAUAGAAGAGGCAGCGACAAAUCUCUUGGCUUCUCCGAUGAUUCCUUAAGCAACGACUCCAAUAAUUUAUCGCCUAGCCAAGAACCUUCCGCAUCUUCGGGAUUCAAGUCCGAUUCGCACUCCGAGGUAGGGGAUCACACCGAGGGUCAUUUAACACCAGAUUCUAUGUGCGAAUCACGUCGUAUGUCUGAGGACAUGUGUUAUGAAGUUCCCCUUCCCUACGAAUGUUCCAAUUUAGACACUACACGAAUUCUCGAAAUGAUUAAACAAACAAUAGAUUCAACAAUGCCUCCAAAAGGAUUUACUUUACACACCGUUGAAACGCCUCCGUCAGUUUCCAAUUGUCCAUCCAGCUGGACUCAGUUCAGGCCUGCUGCAGGAGCUCUCUCAGAAGGCUCCAGCACCUUCUCUUUGGACCUAUCUCCAUCCUACAUAACAACUAAUCUUAGUCUAGAAUAUUCCGGAGGUUUGCAAAUAGAAGUGCAAGUGUGCGAAGGCCGAAGUCGUGACAGCCAGAGUUCAGGAAAGGGAAUCAAACUAAGGCGAAUAUCCGGCGAUCAGUUUGAAUAUGGCAAAUUGUGCCAACAACUUAUAAACCAACUCAAUAUCCAACAAGUGGUUGGUUAAACAUUCGAAUUCCGUAAUCUUUGUUAAAGGUUAUCAUAUCAUAUACCAUUUAAUUUUGCGGAUAAUACGAUACAUUUAAAACAAAUUUAAACUGAUAAUUAUAUAAAUACGAACGAUUUGUCCCCAUCAAAACCCUGUGUAAAGUUGUCCCCCCUAAGUGUGUACAGCUAGUACUAAUACGAAAUAUUACUGAUUAACGGUAAAUGACAGUACAACAUUUAUUUUUGCGAACCUUGACGAAAUAAAAAUGCAUUUGGUAUAAUAAAAUUUCAAGCCCUUGCACAUCAAGAAAAUAGAAUUGGUUUGGCAUUCAAGAUCUACUUCCAAGCCAAAGUACACCAAGUCUUCAAACUAAAUUUCCAUACGUUUCAUGUCAAUAUUGACUAUAGACAUUAAAAAAAAAAACAAUCACAAGAUGGUCAAUCUUGCCCACAAGUCAUUGUAACACCGAAAUGAAAUUCAUCCUGACUCGUGCUAGAACGCUUUUAUUUUAUUACUCUGGCUGUUCGCAAGUCAUAAAACCACUAAAGCUGCACUAGCAAGGCCAUUUCAAAUGAUUUCAGAUAAUAUUUACCACCUUCACUUUGAAAAGAUGAUGUGCAGUGUUCAAAUUCACAAUGUAAUUGUUUUAAGAUCGUCAAAGUCAAUUGUUCUAUGUAUAAUUUGUAAUAUAGUCGUAGUUUUUCCCCUUAGAAUAAUGCGUAAUAUAGGAUUAAUUUCAAAGCAGUAGAUUUAACAUAAUAUGAGUGUGGGUGUCCUCUAAGACAUUCGUUUAGUCCUGUAAGUAAUGUGAAUUAUUGUUUCAUUUUGCAAUGAUGCACAGUUACACCUAUCGGAAACAACCAAUCCACAUAUAUUGGUCGAAAGCAAUUUUAUUUAAGUCAUAACAUUAACAUAGUAACAUUCCAGGCAAACUGCAAGAGCUAACGAUGUUUAUUUCCUUUCAAGUUUGAAGUUAUAUCAGCACAUUUAUGUACAUAAUAUCUUGCUGUUAAGCAGUAUUCCUUAUCGUUAUAAUUAUAUUAAUUUUAAAAUUGUAAUUGAAUCUUUUUUCUGAUAAUGUCCCGUCUUCUUCCACAAACCCAUCUUUCAUUUGAUAUCAUUUUUAGUUAAAUUCUGUAAGAGUAAGAAUAGCUAUAUAAGGCGUAAAUUACAUAAAGACUGCUGUGAUUAAAAUGAGUAAAACAAAAACAAAAAUAAUAUAAAUAGUAUAAAAAUGUUAUGUUCACAUUUAUUUACCUCUUAAUGCCUCUAAAUAAACGAGAAUAAAUAAAAUUUUAAA